AUGUCUUGGUGUGCGGUAAAAGACUGUAAUAGUGGACGAAAACAUAGAGCUAAUUUAUAUGGUAAUGAAGGUUCAGAUGUAAGGUUUUUUAGAUUUCCAAAAACCUCUUAUUAUUGUGAUAAAUGGAUUGAUUCUUGUGGCAAAAAUAGAAAUGGUAUAAAUACAAAUAACGCGAGAAUUUGUUCAUUGCACUUUGAUGAAAAUGCCUAUAUUCCAAAGCCACUGGUUGAAACUAUGCUUGGUAUUUCACCAAGGCAUAAACGCAAAUUAAAGUUUGAUGCACUUCCUACUUUAAAAGUAUGGAAUACAUCAAGUUGUAUUGAUUAUGUUGAGAAAAAUACAACAGAAACUGAAACAACUAAUUUGGUUGAUGCCGGGUUGGAACAGAUUCAUCAGGAACCACUUAAUAAUGAGUUAGUAAAUUUAGAAGAGAGUGGAGUUGAUCUAUUUAAUAUGUCUUUUCAAAAUGACCACUAUUGUACAACCAUAAAUGGUUCUAAUAUUUCUACGAGUUCAAAAUCGACAAUUGAUGCUCAGCAUCCUAGUAUUGAAGAUAGUUGGAAUUUGAAAAAAAACAAAGAUGAUGCACAAGAAAUUUCAAGACUACAGAAUCUGUUAAACGAUAAAAUGGUAGAAAACAAAAGUUUGAAGGAAGAAAUCACAAGGUUGAAAAAUAUUAUAGCCAUACAAGAAGGAAAAUUGUUGACAGCUAAUGACCAGAAACGACAAGAACAUCUGUUUGAAAUACAUUUUAGAGAAAAGUUAUCAGAAAUGUUUUCUCCAACACAAAUUGAUCUAAUUUUAAAUCCAAAAGAAAAAGUUUUUAGGUGGUCAAAUGAAGAUAUUGCUGCAGCUAUAUCUUUAAGAAGUGUAUCUUCAAAAGCUUAUUUUUAUUUGCGUGAAAAAAAAAUUAUCCCCUGCCAGGUAAGUCUAUCAACAUUGAGAAAGUGGGCAGCUACAUUUUCAGUUGAAAAGGGAAUGUUAACUGAUGUUUUAGCCCUGAUGAAGGAAAAAGGAAAAUCAAUGAGCCGAAAUGACAAAAUUACAGUCUUAUCUUUUGAUGAAACGUAUAUUUCUCAUAAAAUAUCGUAUGAUAAAAAAAAUGAACAAAUUUUAGGACCAUACAAGUGUGUCCAAACUGUCAUGGCUAGAGGGCUUACAUGUUCCUGGAAACAACCAGUAUUUUAUGAUUUUCAGUGUCCAAUGACAAAAGACCUGCUGUACAAUAUUAUAUCUGAAAUUCAUAACUCAGGUUUUGAGGUUGUUGCAUUAGUAAGCGAUAUGGGGCCAACUAAUAUAGGAUUAUGGAAGAAUUUAGACAUCACUCCUUCCUCUUCUUGGUUCAUAAAUCCUGUGUCAAGAAAAAGAGUCCAUGUAUUCGCAGAUGUCCCUCAUUUAUUGAAAUUGGCGAGAAACCAUUUUAUUGAUAAAGGUUUUGAUUUCCCAGAAAAUGUAUAUGUUGGAAAAAAUGUUUUGGAAGAAUAUCUGAAAAUAUCAAAAAAAUCAGAAUUUGAAUUGGCAUAUAGAUUUUCAGAAAAACACAUAAAUGUAACAGGAACAUUAAGGCAAAAUGUGAAAUUAGCUACACAAGUUUUCUCUAAUCGUUUAGCUGAAGCACUGAAAUAUUGUGGUAAAAAAAAUAUGCUUACUAUGUACAACUGGAAAGAAGCUUCAGAAUUAAUCAAGCUGUUCAAUGAUUGGUUUGAUCUAUUGAACACUCAGUUGCCAAUUGAUAAAUUCACCAAAAGUUAUGGUAUGGAUGAAGACAGUCAGAAUGAACUCCUGAAAAAGAUGGAUUCAACAAUUGAAAACAUGAAAGUACAUGGAAGUAAAAAAAGAUUACCUUUUCAAACUGGAAUUUUAGUCACUAACGCAUCUUUAAGAAACCUUUUAAUAGAUAUUAAAAAUAAUUACAAUGAUAUUUAUUAUAUUAUGACAAGACGAGUAAAUUCAGAUGUAUUGGAAAACCUAUACAGUUAUUUAAAAGGUAUGGUUGGUUCCAAUACUCACAUGACACCAAUUGAAUUUAAAUAUUGUUUACGAUGGUACUUACUGGGUAAGCAUUCAAACAUGGUAUUUACUAAUAACCAUAAUACCCAAGACACAGAUGAAAGCUGUUUGGUAAAUUGCUUAUCUGGAAUAAUUUUUAAUGAUGCUGAAGUUAUAGAAUGUUUUCCAACCGAUGUUCAAGCAGAUAUAACUGAUGAUGCAUUAACUUCUGUUAUGUCUGACCUCGGAGGAAAUACUGAAGAUACAGAAGAAUCAAAUUCAGAAUUAUUAGACAAUUAUGAUAUACACUCGUUGAUGGAAGUUCAUGAAAUGUCUGAAAUUGAAAAAGAGUGCAUUGAAUAUAUUAUAGGAUCGGUAGUUAAAAAGUUUAUAAGCAAGUAUCCAUACUUGGGAGAGAAAGUAUACCAUUGCAACGAAAAUAAUUCAAGUUGGACCGAGCAAAUGACAAAAGUCAAUUUAAUAAGACCAUCCAGCGAUGUUACUUAUGUAGCAAAUGUUAUUGAAACAAUUUUCAAUAUAUUUCAUGGAAAUAAUGGAUUGAAUAAAUCACCAGGUAUAAUAAAAAAAGUCACAGAUUUAGUCCUCAAAGAAAUUAAUAACGAAAUUCCAGUGGAGGUGAUUAAUUGUUUGGUACGGACAAGAACUUUCAUAAGAUUAAACAAUCUGAACAAAGCAAUAGCAAAUAAAAUAUUUGACGUAAAAAGGACAAAUGUCAAAAAAUUUAUUUGCUAA
Molecule: messenger RNA, 2742 nt
Organism: Macrosiphum euphorbiae (potato aphid)
Lineage: Eukaryota; Metazoa; Arthropoda; Insecta; Hemiptera; Aphididae
Source: the annotation of a GenBank genome assembly